Messenger RNA from Oncorhynchus keta (chum salmon), 3362 nucleotides. RefSeq names its product NACHT, LRR and PYD domains-containing protein 3. The record is from RefSeq and is a predicted model, not a curated record. Gene Ontology annotation, molecular function: protein binding. Gene Ontology annotation, cellular component: cytoplasm. Bases 328 to 3081 code for a protein of 917 amino acids. NCBI's taxonomy places the organism in Eukaryota, Metazoa, Chordata, Actinopteri, Salmoniformes, Salmonidae. The transcript is spliced from 9 exons.
CUGAAACCAAUCACAGUAUAUGAAGGCUGAAACUAGUCGACCCUCCUGCCGUUAGGUGUUUCCGCAUGUUCAUUGGAAUAAGUCAUUCCCAAGAAGGAGUUGUUGAAUCUUGUCCAUAAAGGAUAUUGCACAUAUCACUUCCUUAUUUUUUAUCCUCUAUUCUAGCUGCCACCCGGAACAUAUUGUACAGUUGUACAGAUACAACAUCGGCUGCGAUUAGUUUUUAUUUAUUUGCGGAAACAUACUGUUUCAAACCUCUGCCAAGCAUUUGAUUGCUUAUUGUUCAGAACGAACGAAAGCACAGGACACCAGCGGGAAUUAUACAUUAUGGCGACAUCAAAGGAUUGUUUUCAAACUAUCCACACGAUGCACAAGGAAGCACUGCUAGCCCAUAGAAAGCAGAAGUCAGAGGACACAUCAACCCUUCUUGGAGGCCAGUUGCCAAAUAAAGUUGUGCAUGAUAAUAAUUACAUUCCGCUCAUGACUACUGGUCCUGAUGUGUCAGAAAAACAGAUGCAAGAGAAACCACAGUCAUUUCAACAUGCCAUUCUAAUUGCAUUGCCUGAAGAUAGACACCAGCCAAAACCUGUUAUAGUGGUUGGUCCAGCUGGAGUUGGCAGAACCACUGCCCUGGAGAAGCUAAUAGUGGACUGGGCCACUGGCAAACAUCUCCAGCACUUUUCCUGUGUCUUCCAUUUCACAUUCAGGGAUCUGAAUGCCCAUAAAGGGGUGCUGUCUCUGCAGGCAUUGCUGCUUCAGUGCUACAGUCACCUUUCCCCUGAGUCCCUGGCUCUAGUCCUGCAGAAUCCAAAGUCUCUGCUGUUUCUGUUUGAUGGGCUGGAUCAGUACCAGCACAGCCUGGAACCCCCCACACCCCUGACCCUCUGCUCGGACCCUCAGCAGCCAGCCUCAGUCUCUAUGCUAGUGGCCAGCCUGGUGCAUGGACCUCUGCUGAAAGGGGCAGCCAUACUGCUGACCUCAAGGCCUACCGCAGCCAGUCUUGAGUCUCUAGACGGCUACCGCGUUGAGUUGUUGGGGUUUCUGAAACCCCAGAGGAAGGCCUAUUGUGAAAGGUUCUUCUCUGAUCCAAUUGUAGCCAGUCAAGCGUUUGAGAACAUAGAAAGGACAAUGGGGUUCUAUGAUUUCUGCACCUCUCCUAGAUUCUGCUGGAUGACGUGUUCAAUUUACAAGUCUCUAAUGGAGGCUGGAGAGAUUCUUCCUGAGACACUAACCCAGGUGUUUGUUUAUAUCACCGUCCACCUUAUUCGGGCACUGUCAUUGGACACGACCAAUGCCAGAGGCCUGGUGACCUCCCUGGGUAGAAUGGCUUCCCAUUGCUGUCUUGGCCCGGAUUCAAACUGCUCCAAAGAAGAAAUGGCCUCCACUGAUGUACAACAGUUCCUAACAACUCCAACAUCACUGAAAGAUUUCCUGCACGUUGAUGGUGACCUGGAAUCGGACAACUGCAUUUUCUCCUUCCACACCCAGAAGAUCCAAGAGUUUUUCUUGGCUGCAUCCUUCUACUUAGACGAAUCAGAAGCAGUGAGUGUGGAAGAGAUGUUGGAGAACCAUGAGGGUUGUGUAGAGUUUCUCGACCUUUACCUGGCAGGGCUUUGUGAGCCCUCUCAGAGGAAGCCUCUGGAAUCUGAACUGGGAGAGUUCAACACUGACCACAUCAUGGACUUCAGCAGCUGGUUUAAAAGCACCUCUCGGAAGGCACUGGAGAGCUAUCACACAGACAGACACCUCCAUUACUUUCAUCUGCUCCAUCAACGUCAGAAUGAGAAGCUGGUGAAGGAGAUCAUCAUUCCGUCUGCCCGUGGCAUCAGCUAUGGAGUUCUGGGUGUACAUGACUGUGUGUCUCUCAGCUACAUAGUGACAUGUCUGGGGGAAUGGGAUCAGCUGAAUCUGUACAGCAGCAAGGAUUUAACUGAGCAAAAAGCCAACCUUUUGGUUCCUGCCAUACGUCUCUCUCAUAAAAUAAUCCUGAUUCAGAGCUCUCUUAGUGCUGGGGCUCUUGCUCAUCUGGCCUCGGCUCUCAGCCAGGGAAGGACCACAGAGCUGGAUAUGUCCUACAACCCCAUGGGUGACACAGGCUUCAAAGUUCUUUGCACAGGACUUGGGGACUGCAACAUACAAACAUUAAAACUUCCAGUGUGCGGGUUAACAGAGGCUUGCUGUGGGGACCUGGUGGCAGUCCUGACCUCAGAGAAAUCACAUCUCCGCGUGUUGGAGCUGAGGGGGAAUCCUUUCCAUGACCAUGGGCUCAGGAAGCUGAGCCAUGCACUGGGAAGCCCUCACUGCAAACUGCAGGAGCUUCAGUUACCAAGGUGUGAGUUGACGGGGGGGUCCAUGGAGGCCUUGUCAACUGCACUGUGCGUUGGCCAGUCAGAGCUGAGAAUACUGAACCUGGCACAGAACUGCCUCACCGACCAGGGGGUGGAUUGGCUGGCCAAGGCACUCCAAUAUCCCCACUGCCAACUGCAAAGCCUGAUAUUGUUUGAUAAUGAGUUGACAGCUGCAUGUUGUGCUGGUGUGGCUGAGGCCUUGCAGUCAGAAGGCUGUAGGCUGACUGAGUUGGAUCUGUCUGUGAAUGCGUUGGGCCAGGAGGGGGCACUGCAGCUGUGUAAGGCCCUCAACAAGUCUGGACACCCACUGGAGACACUGCGCUUGGUCCGCUGUGAUUUGACUCCCCUGGUCUUCAAGGAGUUGGGUAUUUUGCUGAGCAGUGGGACCUCUGGACUGAGAACACUGUCUGUGGGUCUGAACAAAAUAGGAGACAAAGGAGCCAAACACCUCUGGGUCGCACUGGGAGACAAACGGUGCAGUCUGGAGCACCUGGAUGUUGAGAUGAUCCAGCUGACGGAUGCCUGUGUUGGAGACCUGAGUGUGGCGGUGAGGGCCAGUGGCUCCCUGAAGAGCCUAGUCCUGAAGAACAACCAUCUGACUGACACCUCAGUCCCAGCCCUGGUCCAAGUCAUGCAGGAUAGUCGCACCAUGCACGAGAUGAAUCUGCAGUAUAAUGACUUCAGUGAAGACAUGUUUGAGAUGAUGGACCAGUGUGCAAAAAUCAAAUACUAAACAAAUGACCUUUGAAAAAUGUCACAACCAAAAAACUUGACUAAUUUAGCCUGAGAAAGCUAAAUAAAAACCAAUCCAUUGACAGUAUUUGUUUGAUCCCUCCAUUCUUUCUACUAGUAUAGAGUUACAUGACAAUGGGCUUCAAACAGCCAUGGGCUGAACGGUGUCUGUUAGUGAACACAUUCAUGAUGUUACUUGAGUGCCAUUGCUAAAGUUUUGGUUGUCAAAAGAUGUUAACUAAUGAUUUGGUUCAAAUAAAGGUUUUUAAUGAGAAAAAUACA